AUGUAUCACACCUUGCUGACGUUCUGCGCAUUUUGCGCUCUGCAGACGACGUGCGAAGAACAGUCGUCCUUGUAUCUGGACGAGAUUCGUAGCUUGAGCGAAUUGCCGAUGGAUAAGCUGAUCCAGAUCAAGUCUUCUCUCGCGAGCGAAAACGACGUUACGGGGGAAGAGGAAAACAAGGAGGAAAACGUCGACAUGUCGAGCAGGACAUUUUCGUUAGCAUUGCCGACGGCUCUGCCAUUGAGGCAAAUCACGCAGAAGCCUAUACGUCGAUAUGAGGAUUACUACGACGACAAAGGCAAAGACACGAAGGUCUCGAAGAUCUUCCAGCUCGCGAUAACCGCUCUCUCAUUUCUCGCGUUCGGCGGUUAUCUGCUGACGCUUAUAAUAACGGCGAUUCGUCGUAACACAAACGGCAACGGCAAUGGAAAUGUCAUCGUAUUCUCGAAUCUGCAAAGUCUGCAGAAAUUAAACCGUCCGAAGCGAAACAUUUUGGUGUUCGAUCCGAGGGAGAACAACUUCGAGACGGACCGACUCUACGAAGGGAUGAUCAUGCUUUCGAGAAGUUACGCCUUGUACAAGUGA
Molecule: messenger RNA, 585 nt
Organism: Dinoponera quadriceps
Lineage: Eukaryota; Metazoa; Arthropoda; Insecta; Hymenoptera; Formicidae
Exons: 3
Coding region: 1-585 (194 amino acids)
Source: RefSeq, a predicted model, not a curated record